Corticium candelabrum is the source of this 1469-nucleotide messenger RNA. RefSeq names its product mitochondrial inner membrane protein OXA1L-like. The transcript has 3 exons. Gene Ontology annotation, biological process: protein insertion into mitochondrial inner membrane from matrix. Lineage: Eukaryota; Metazoa; Porifera; Homoscleromorpha; Homosclerophorida; Plakinidae. Gene Ontology annotation, molecular function: membrane insertase activity. Gene Ontology annotation, cellular component: mitochondrial inner membrane. Bases 65 to 1303 code for a protein of 412 amino acids. The record is from RefSeq and is a predicted model, not a curated record.
CGUGACAAUAUCUCAAUUUCUGUUGUUCACACGAGGAUACUCGUUUUCCUGCUGGAACACAACGAUGUCGUUGGUCAGCACAUUAAGAAAAGGUGCAGCUCAAAAUUGGAUGUUGGGCCUCUUUAGGACUUUACCCCGUUUCGCAUCUAGUAUGAAGUUGGAGCAAAACCAAGGAUCUGCAAGACACACCAGUGCAGCAGCUAUGAUUAGAGGACUUACUUCUAUCCGCUUGAGCUCUACAACGCCAAAUUAUAGUGAAGUAAUAGAAAAAUCAGGCAGCAUGGCUGCCAGUGCCGGCUACAAGUCAGAAGAACUACUAGAUGUAGCUGCAGGGACAGACACUUCAACUGUCAGUCGAUGGGCAGAAGAUGCUGCUCAAUAUACACAAGACAUACAGUCCAUGGGUGAGAUAGCAGCUGCAGGCUUGGGUGGCUACUCGCCUGUUGGACUGCUUCAACAGACAUUUGAGUUUCUGCAUGUCAGUACUGGGCUGCCUUGGUGGGCAACAAUAGCAGUGACCGGCCUGGCUAUCCGUAUAUUGAUGUAUCCAUUGGUAAUAAAGGCACAGCAGAAUUCUGCUCGGUUGAGUAACAUAUCACCCGAGAUGGAAAACAUUUCUAGGAAAAUGCGUGAAGCAAACAUGUCGGGUAAUACCAUGUCUGCAGGGAUGGAGAUGGCACGGCUGCAAGCUUUAUUUGAAUCAAACAAUGUCAGCUUGGCUCGGAACUUCCUUCCUUUAGCCCAAGCUCCAGUGUUUAUAUCAUUCUUUAUUGCUUUGAGGCAAAUGGCGAGGGUUCCUAUUGAGUCUAUGAAGACAGGUGGCUUCCUGUGGUUUACAGAUUUGACUGUCUCUGAUCCAUACUUCUUGCUGCCACUCAUCUCAGUUAGUACAAUGCUGUUGGUAAUGGAAGUUGGGGCUGAAGGUGGAGUGAACGUUGAGAGGUUACAAAAGAUGAAAUGGGUGUUUAGAGGAUUGGCUGUGAUCACUUUCCCUAUCAUGAUCAAGAUGCCGACGGCCUUAUUUAUGUAUUGGGUAGCUUCCAACAUGUUUGCUCUUUCAAUUGCUCUCUUACUGCGUUACCCUCUCAUCCGCCAAGCAGUUGGCAUCCCUCAAGUCAUCCAUCGUCCACCAAGUCAGGCAAAUCCAAAAACAGGAUUCGUUGAUGGACUGAAACAAAGCUAUAAAACAGCUCAAGCUCAAGCCAUUAUCAAACAACAAGAACAACUGAAAAAAAAUCUGCUGAAGAAAGCUGGACAAGCAAAGAUUCAAACAACUUACAAAUACAAACCAAAAAAGAAAUGAUAGCUACUAGAUAUUGAUAUUAACCAGAUAAUUGUCCUAAUAAACAACAUGAUGUAACAAUUAAGAAUAUCUAUUUUGAUCAGUUAUUACCCUGGUCACGUGACAUACAUAUGACCGACUGACUCGCUCUGCCCCCUCUGUUAGUAACUUCUUGUGGACAGGAAAA